This is a messenger RNA of Histoplasma capsulatum G186AR, 1665 nucleotides long. RefSeq lists its product as uncharacterized. Gene Ontology annotation, molecular function: protein binding. The record is from RefSeq and is a predicted model, not a curated record. Bases 1 to 1665 code for a protein of 554 amino acids. Lineage: Eukaryota; Fungi; Ascomycota; Eurotiomycetes; Onygenales; Ajellomycetaceae. The transcript is spliced from 4 exons.
AUGGCAUCUGAUCAGAACUCUGGCCAAAGCCUUGCUGUUGCGUUGGGGCAUAUAAACACCCCAGAAACAACACAAGUUACGUCCAAACUGGAGAUAUUGCCAAUUGAACUUCAGCGCGCGAUCUUGGAAUAUGUUUCAAGACGAGAUGUUCUCAAUUUGGCCCAGGUCAGAGCCAUGUCUUAUGCUGCUCGUCUAAACAUAUAUACUUCGGUUUCGCUCCGCCUCGCCCAACACGAAGGCUUUAUCCAGGACGUAAAUCGGUUUAUGUCCGCGGGUUCACGUAAUAUGUCUCUAGUACAAAACCUUUCGAUCCUAAAUUCGAAACGCAGAAGGAUUCUAGGUGUAUGUAGUAUAGGAGCUCCUUACCGUUUUGGUCGCUCUGGAGAAUGGAGGCAGAAGCGCUUAUUUACCGAAUAUUCCAUUCUCUUCAACCGGAUGAUGCGAAUUUUGUUUUCCAAUACUUCCGGUCUCCGAACUGUCCGCUGGUUUCAUUUAUUUAAAAUGGACCACGAUACCUUCGCUUCCCUUUUUAACACCCAUGUCGAUACAUUGAUGGGGAUCGAGACAUAUACGCUUACGGGUGACGAAAUCCCAAUUCUCCCCGGACACCCUAGCUUGGACCAAUUCCCCAGGUUGAGAAUAGGGUUCUCUGCGUUUCAGGCCUCUGGCUGCAAUAAAAUCCUUAACCCAUCGGUUAUAUCGUUGAUUGCCCGUUUAACCCGGCGUCUCUCUCAUUUCGUGCUUGGCGAUGAACGUCUAGUCCUCAUCGUGGACAGCAACGCCACUACUAGGUCGAAUCCACCAUAUAUUCAGAUGCCUUUACAUGAAGUUUUGCAGCCACUAGCCGAAGCGCAAGUAACCUUCGGCAAUUUAUCACAAUUAGAUAUCAUUGGCAUAGACAUGACUCCGCUGCAAAAUCAAUUGGCCCCCUUGCGCCCCACAUUCGACUUGUAUAAUCUCAGAAGACUCAGCCUUGUGUCCUGUGUCGGCACAGAAGGCCUUUUGAACGUGCUAUCAAUGCCCGCGCCUCAUAUGAUGUCUCCAUAUGUGUUUAGUCGGAUGCGACUGAAAGAGUUCUGUAUCCGUUACGAAGGUCCAACGCUAGGAUUGAAGAUCGCCUUAGUACGGUUUCUAACUUCGUUUACUGGCCUAGAGCUGCUAUCCGUGCUCCUUGACGAUGAACCCGAAAAUACAAUGAUCGACCACACAGGAUUCAUGUAUGCACAUGGCCCGACUUUAAAAGUUCUCGUCUGGGAAGUUCGGAAACAAAAUCGACAUGAGCGUCCCUUUGGGCUGGAGGAUGAUAUUCGGGGGAAACCUGCUUUUCUUGAGCUGUUGAGUCAGACCUGCCCGAAUCUCCAGGAACUCAGCGUCGUCCUUAACAUGCGACUACUUUACGUGAGGGGUCGGGGCUUCGAUAGGAUCCACUCGCGGAGACCCUAUGCGAUGCUACGGCUCCCGCAUCUGAAAACGCUUCACUGUCGUGAUUUUCUUAUGCCGAAAGGGCGCUUAUUGACAACAGCUUUUGUCAUCGACGCAACCAAAAGCAUCGCAACCAUGUUUCUCGAUUGGGCAUUUCACUUCCACAGGUUCUCUUCUCCGCUGGAACUAUUGGCCGUCGUUGAACCCGCUCUUGACAGCGAGAGGGCCCUAUGCAAGCAUUGA